This is a messenger RNA of Neoarius graeffei (lesser salmon catfish), 6520 nucleotides long. RefSeq names its product sodium-dependent lysophosphatidylcholine symporter 1-B-like. Gene Ontology annotation, biological process: carbohydrate transport. The transcript is spliced from 14 exons. The record is from RefSeq and is a predicted model, not a curated record. NCBI's taxonomy places the organism in Eukaryota, Metazoa, Chordata, Actinopteri, Siluriformes, Ariidae. Gene Ontology annotation, molecular function: lysophospholipid:sodium symporter activity. Gene Ontology annotation, cellular component: membrane. The coding region runs from base 239 to 1792 and encodes 517 amino acids.
CUCAGUCUCUGAACAUCUGCAUCCGCUGCAUUAACUCACUUUACACUCUAUUCACUCCACUUUAUACUCUAUUCACUCCACUUUACACUCUAUUCACCCCACUUUACACUCUAUUCACCCCACUUUACACUCUAUUCACCCCACUUUACACUCUAUUCACCCCACUUCACACUCGAUCAUUAUUGACCCUUCUGGGAAAGAGAAGAACUAAAAGAAGCUGAGAGUGAUCCUGCGGCUGAUGGCACGAGGAGAAGGAGCGGAGCAGUUUCCUGUUAAAACCAGAGGACAGGAUGGACUCCAAAAGAGCAAGAUGGGUGUGUCUGUGUGCAGUAAGCUGUGCUUUGCGAUUGGUGGAGCUCCAUAUCAGAUCACAGGAAGUGCUCUGGGCUUCUUCCUGCAGAUCUUCCUGUUGGAUGUGGCACAGUUGGAGCCGUUCUACGCGUCCAUCAUUCUGUUCUCAGGACGCGUAUGGGACGCUGUUACAGACCCCACUGUGGGUUUCUUUGUGAGUCGGACUCGGUGGACGCGACACGGCCGGAUGAUGCCAUGGAUCAUCAUGUCCACUCCAUUCGCAGUCUUGUCUUAUUUCCUGAUCUGGGUGGUUCCUCCGGUGGAGACAGGCAAAAUGAUGUGGUAUUUCUUUUUCUACUGUGUGUUCCAGUCUCUACAGACGUGUUUUCAUGUGCCUUACUCGGCUCUGACCAUGUUCAUCAGCUCCGAGCAGAAAGAGAGAGAUUCAGCCACAGCGUAUCGUAUGACUAUCGAGGUUUUCGGCACGGUUCUCGGAACAGCUAUUCAGGGUCAGAUUGUGGGCAGAGCCAAUGCGCCUUGUGUAAACCACACCUCCUUUUUGAACGACAGCUUUAGUGUUACACCGCUGAGUUCUGAGGUCAACGCAACACACGUCACAUUGGAGGAUACGAAACGAGCAUACAUGCUCUCAUCCGGUGUGAUUGGCAUCAUCUACAUCCUGUGUGCUGCAGUUCUAUUUCUGGGCGUGCGAGAACAGAAAGAUGUGAGCCGUGUGAAAGUGGAGCGUUUGUCGUUUGUGGAGAGUCUGAAGCUGCUGCAGAAACAUGGGCCGUACGGUAAACUGGUCACGGCUUUCCUCUUUACAUCUCUGGCCUUCAUGCUGUUGGAGGGAAACUUUGCUCUGUUCCUCAUCUACACACUUGGACUGCACGACGACUUCCAGAACAUUCUCCUCCUCAUCAUGCUCUCUGGAACCCUCACCAUCCCUCUGUGGCAGCUCUUCCUCACACGCUUUGGAAAAAAGACUGCAGUUUACAUCGGCACCUUGUGGGCGGUUCCCUUCAUGAUCCUGGUGGUGUGUAUUGAAAGCACUCUCAUCGUAUUGUACAUCAUUGCCAUAGCAGCCGGUGUCAGCGUGGCUGCAGCUUUCUUCCUGCCAUGGUCGAUGUUACCCGACGCAGUGGAUGAUUAUAAAGUACAGAAUCCCAACUCUCAGGGUCACGAAGCCAUCUUCUACUCCUUCUACGUUUUCUUCACCAAGUUCGCCUCUGGAGUUUCACUGGGAAUCUCCACUCUCAGUUUACAUUUUGCGGGUUAUGUGUCGAGGGCAUGUGUUCAGCCUGAUUCGGUGAAGUUAACCCUGAAGCUGCUGGUGUGUGCCGCGCCCGUCUCCCUCAUCAUCCUCGGCCUGCUCAUCUUCAGAUCCUAUCCCAUCAACGAGGAGAGGAGGAGACACAACUGUCACCGCCUACACGCCCUGCUGCAUGACAGCAGUGAAGAGGACUCUGAAAACUCCAAACUGUCAGCAUGUUCUGUCUGAAUCUCACAUGCUUCUGUAGCAUGUGUGGGGAACAGACAAACAGAGAGACAGACAGAGAGAGAGGGGGAGAAAAUGUAAAAGUGCCUUACUGAGUCUUUUCCACGCGUCAAGAUAAAUGAAGGAAGACAGAAGAUAUUUUGUUUUUGCACUCAGUCUGCUCGUUCCACUGCAUGGUGGCUGAUGAAUAAUAAUAAUAGUAAUAAUAAUAAUAAUAAUAAUAUGGCGGCUCCCCUGGUGAAGGACUGGAACAAUUACAUCCAGCACCGGCCUGCACUGGAGUCCAGAGGUUUUGUUUCUUCAUCGACUUCCACUCAUGAGCAGUCAGGAGUGUGUGUAUCAGACAUCGCAGGAGUGUGUGUGUGUCCUUCCAACACAAGAGAAGCACCUUCAGCCUCGACUUGUUUGGACCAGUGCACUGUGGAUAAGAUCCUGAAGUCUGCAUUGAUGCCCACUCGAUCCUUCGUCUCCACAUUCAGACAGGAACAAACACGAGGGGCUUUUAACCAGGUGGAGGAAAGGAACUUUAAAACAGGAUUGGACCACUGAAGCCCUGGCUGCAUUUUCAUCUCAAUAACUAACUUGAUACAUUUGGAGACGUGUACACAAUCUCAUCAGACUCUGCUGCCCCCCCCGUGGCUGAUCCAAAGAAUUACGUUCAGUAACAAAUGCCAAAGUUAUUUGGAGAAAAAUCAAAUCUACCUAAAAAAAUAAAUAUAAGAUGAAUAAAUUUCUGCGUGGAAAGAAUAUAUUACAAUGUAAAACAGAAAAACAAAAAAACAACUGCUUAUUAAUUACUCCAAGUGAAUUUGGUGAGGGGCGGCACGGUGGUGUAGUGGUUAGCGCUGUCGCCUCACAGCAAGAAGGUCCUGGGUUCGAGCCCCGUGGCCGGCGAGGGCCUUUCUGUGUGGAGUUUGCAUGUUCUCCCCGUGUCCGCAUGGGUUUCCUCCGGGUGCUCCGGUUUCCCCCACAGUCCAAAGACAUGCAGGUUAUUAGGUUAACUGGUGACUCUAAAUUGAGCGUAGGUGUGAAUGUGGGUGUGAAUGGUUGUCUGUGUCUAUGUGUCAGCCCUGUGAUGACCUGGCGACUUGUCCAGGGUGAACCCCGCCUUUCGCCCGUAGUCAGCUGGGAUAGGCUCCAGCUCGCCUGCGACCCUGUAGAACAGGAUAAAGCGGCUAGAGAUAAUGAGAUGAGAUGAGAUGAAUUUGGUGAAUUAUUUACUUGUGUAUCGUGCCCUCUUGUGGAUGAAACAGGAAUGACAUCCAGGGCAUAUUGGGGAAAGGAAGACUGGAGAUGGAGUUGCAGGUAGAAGGGAAAGAGGAAGAGCAAAGAUGAGCUUUAUGGAUGCGGUGAAGGAGGACAUGAGGACAGUUGGUGUGACAGAAGAAGAUACAGAGGACAGGAGGAGCUGGAGGGACAUUAUCCGCUGUGGCGACCCCUAACGGGAACAGCCGAAAGGAGGCGUGAGAUCAAGCGUUCGGGUUUACGUUUCUAUCUCAUUCUGAAUCAUUAUUUGGAAUAACAUCGGUUUAUUAGAUGCAUUGCUCCUGACUUUAACUUGAUUCAUUAAACCAUGUAACAUGGCUCAUUGUUUUUUAAUAUUCACGCCAUGCACAGUUUUGUAUCAAAUACUGAUUUGAAUGAUGCGAUAUUACAGUUUACCAACUUUAGCUCAGCUAACCAGCUCCCUAAACAACAUGAAUGCUAACAUUAGCCAGGUAGCUUUUUAGCGUAGCGAGUGUUCGUACUGUGAAGCUGAUGACUUCGGACCGUGCUGGUGGAUAAGUGAUGUUCACCUUGGCGUGUUGAUCAGAACCCAGGACACUCAGAUUUCCAGCAUUGUUCAAACUGAACACUUCCACCAGCUAAACUAGCAUUAGCAAAAACAGGCCACGUGGUAUGUUAACUCCGCCUCUGUCCAGCAUUAACAAAUGAACCGUAAAGCAGUGUAAACAUCUGUCAAGUUGGAAAUAUCUAGUUUUCCUUUCAGUUCAUCACAGACUUGCACGACUCAGAUGCUGGAAAGUUCACUGAGGACGUUGUUCUUGUUUCUACUUUUUCUUCCUCCUCCUGACUGCAGAUGUCCAUAUGCUCGAUAGCGCAGCAGCACAAGAGGGCACCUGUGCAACAGUCUCCAGCUUUUUCAAGUGAGUUAGCAUUACCUCAGUCACGGUACCGACCUGAAGUUGCAUCGCUCUUCGCAAGCUAGGUCACAUCAUGCUCGUGGUUAUGUUGUGUAAUUAAAAACGUUAAUGAGGUACAGCACAGUUUACUGUGCGGUUUGAGCUGUAAACUAAAUCGGACUGCACUGUGAUGAAACGCAUUGCUGCUGGUGUUAAUACUGACGAAGCUUUUGUGAAGCUCGACGUUUUAUGGGUUGAAAAUGGCUCAAAACGCCACCUACUGGUUAAAAUCGUCCUGAACCUCCAAGGCUGAUGCUGAGGUCGAGUUGACUGUUUGGCGCUCCUCUCCGUCAUGAAAUUCAAAUAAUUAUUUAUUAAAAUUAAUGUUAAUAUACCCUACCUUCCACAAGCCCCGCCCAUGAGUGGGGGUCUGUGAAACUGAUCUGCUUUUCAAAUCCACGCCUCCUCCCAGUAAAAUUAUUACAGCAAUUAUCUGUUCAGAGAAUCUGUUCAGCGGCGUCAAACUUUAAACGUCUGUAGAUUGGUUCAGAAAAUAACAGACUCCUAAAUGUAGUUUAAAUCCUCAGCGCUCGACACACGCCGUGCUUUUGUGUUGGUUUGUGUGAAGUUCAUCUUAAAGUCCAAGUUAAAAUGUUUUACACGUCUGACAGCAACAUUUCAAACAACCUUUACACCGAGUUGGCUCAAAUUUGUGAAUUAUUUUACAUUGAACAGUUUUAAAAAAGCUUUAGAAUAUAAAAUUUGAUCGAAACUUAACAUGAAAGCAGGAGAAUGAUGUACAGAACCAGUCAAAAGUUUGGACACCCUGACUAAUUCAAUGUUAUUUCUUUUAUUUUUAUGAAUUAAGUCACUUAACAUCUUUAAAGUAAUGAUGGAUGUCGUUUCUCUUUACGGAGUUGUUCGGUUGUUGAUGUAUGGAUUACUGCAGGUGUGGAAUCGGGUUAUUUACUGUAUUUGUAUUGUUUACUGUUUGAUCUCAAAUGCAUUAAGGAGGUCAGAAACUUGUCCACUAAUUACCUUUUAACGAGCCACACCUGUUAGUGUUCCAGGUGACUCCCUCAUGAAGCUAUAAAUUGGUAGGCGUGUCCAAACGUCUGACUGAGACCUCUAGGAAACGUGGAAAGAACUGAAGUUUUUAUGAAUCAUGAAGCAAAACCACUUGUAAGUUAAAUACAAGUACAUGUAAUACAAGUAAACGUACAUGUCCUUGGGGUUGCUGAGACAUGGAGGGGUGGGAAUAAGAUCUAGCCCAGAGUUCAAGUCAAAGCCCUUUGAGAGUAAAUGCUUUGGCUUUCACAACAUUCUGUUCCCAAAAGCUGAUGUUGGGGAAAAAGUCUUUACGCAAAGGAGGUUUUCUUGCUUCUGUAGUUUUUUUUUUUUUUAAUUGUUCUUCCGUGUCGGGACUUUUUGGGGAAAAAGAAGGUCUAUUCCAACAUGUAGCUAAUGCUAACACUAGGCCACAAAUCUGCACCGUCACUCCAGUUGUUUCGAGGAAUUUUGUACAGAUCAGAGCCGCUAAUAAACUCUCAUUUCCAUGUAUAUCUAUCCUUCGCUUCUUUCUGACUAAGAUUAUCCAAGUAAUCCAGUAGUAGAACUUUUUUAGCUGUAUUUUUCUUCAGACAACAGCAACAGAUGCCGGACAUCUCCGCUUGGCUUCAGUAUGUGAACAGCCAAUCAGUGGGUCCCGUAUAUGUUUACGAUUUUUAUGUCACAAUUUACAACCAGUCAGAAACAUCCUUUGUCGGCUGUCCAUCAAUCACAGGCUCCCGUGCUACAAUGGCGGUAUGUUGAUAUAAUUUUUAUUUUCUAAAUAUUUAUCAAAAGCACUAACUUUUGUCGUCCGAUCAAACAGUUACCAUUAAAAUUUUACUCGUCCUUGCACAGACUUUAGUCGUCUGGGACGAUCAGACAUACGGUUUUUCGAGCGUUGCAGUGUAUCCUCAGUACCUGACUUUAACUAACACACACGUGCUUAUUAAUGAGUGUUGAGCUCUUAUUAAAUGUAUUUGAUAAUAUUUAAGUUCUAUCUAUUUAUAAAGUUUAAAUGUUCAAAGCCCGAGAAGCUGCUCUUUUUGAAUGAAGUGAAACGCUUUAUUUUUUUUUGUAAUAUUUUUCAUUUCAGUCAUCGAAUGCUUGAGUUCAAUAACAUUUCAGUUGAUUUUGUGUAAUUUUUUUUGUGCAGCACUAAACAGCUUGAAUGGUCCAAAUGUUAAGUUUAUUUUAUAAAUGUUAAUGUUGUAAUCUGCUUUUUUAAAGGUUUUAAUAUAAAACCCUGAAAUACCAAAGGAGAUGAAAGAAAUCCAGUCUAAUUAAAACAAGUGUAUUCAAGGCCUUUAUUAUUAUUAUUAUUAUUAUUAUUAUUGACUGAUUUGAUGCAGCCUUAAUUUUAUGUACUUUUUUCUGUUAGAGUUUUGUGAAAACAGUUUUGUAAAAUAUUUAAACAUAAAAUGACUGUACACGGAAACAGGAGGAAAAGACCUGAAUAAAAGUUUACGGUAUGAAAGUGUGUGCGCGUGCGUGGUGUUUUAAAGUGACUGUAAAUGAGUUGUGGUUUCAUGAGAAAAUGAGUAAAAGGUUGUUACAGUAA